Messenger RNA from Suhomyces tanzawaensis NRRL Y-17324, 480 nucleotides. RefSeq names its product H(+)-transporting V0 sector ATPase subunit c (gene CUP5). Gene Ontology annotation, biological process: proton transmembrane transport. Gene Ontology annotation, cellular component: proton-transporting V-type ATPase, V0 domain. Gene Ontology annotation, molecular function: proton-transporting ATPase activity, rotational mechanism. The record is from RefSeq and is a predicted model, not a curated record. The transcript has 2 exons. NCBI's taxonomy places the organism in Eukaryota, Fungi, Ascomycota, Pichiomycetes, Serinales, Debaryomycetaceae. Bases 1 to 480 code for a protein of 159 amino acids.
AUGUCCGAUUUAUGUCCCGUCUAUGCUCCAUUCUUUGGUUCCAUCGGCUGUGCCGCCGCCAUUGUGUUCACCUGUUUCGGUGCUUCCUACGGUACUGCUAAGUCUGGUGUCGGUAUCUGUGCCACCUGUGUCACCAGACCUGACUUGUUGGUGAAGAACAUUGUUCCAGUCAUUAUGGCCGGUAUCAUUGCCAUUUACGGUUUGGUUGUGUCCGUGUUGGUCUCCGACUCCUUGAAGCAACAACAAGCCUUGUACACCGGGUUCAUCCAAUUGGGUGCCGGUUUGUCUGUUGGUUUGUCUGGUUUGGCUGCCGGUUUCGCCAUCGGUAUUGUUGGUGACGCUGGUGUCAGAGGUACCGCCCAACAACCAAGAUUGUUCGUCGGAAUGAUUUUGAUCUUGAUUUUCGCCGAAGUCUUGGGUUUGUACGGUUUGAUUGUCGCCUUGUUGUUGAACUCUAAGACCAGUGAUGCCAUCUGUUAA